AUGCAACCGUACGAACACGACAAGGCAUACUUCAACGUUGACACCGUGACUCAGUUCUGUCGCGGUGUCCGUUUAGAAGAUCUCAACAAUCAAUCAAAGUCAAAGAAAGGCACAGCAUGGCUGGAUGACCGUUCAAGACCUUGCAUCCCAGAGCUUGUCCCGAAUAUUCAAGGCCGUCGACGAAUUACUUCCGUAAAUCACUCGAGCAAUGCUCCAGCGAGACCAGAGACCACUCUUCUCCAGAAUUUAAAUGUCGAAAUUCAAACGAGAGAGGACUCUACACAGGCAAACCCUGCGUCAAGCUCCUCAGCUUCUCUCGAGCCCAGGAAAUACGCACAGUGUUUGUCAGCAAAUGAACUUUAUUCCCACCUACACGAGAAGCGGUUUGAUCACGCAAAUCUCAAGGAUACAGACCGCCGUUUGAUUUACAUCGCAGAUCCCGAUCCUUGCGAUAUUCUGGCAUUGACUGCAACCGCCUCAGAGCAUCAGGCGAAUGCAUUACGCGAUGUAUUAUGGCAAUUUCUCGAUCGCCGAACUUCUAUCAAAGCCAGAGUGGAGCCAAUGGGAUACCAGGUGUUUCAACUAGACCUGCACCUUCCGUAUUAUGCCUUGAGGACUACACCACCGGAGAAAUUUCAAAGGCACGAAAAACACCGGACACAAUCAGAUUGGAUGGAUCUGUCCCCACUCAACGAUGGCGUCGCAGAUGGUGUAAAGGUCAUUCACCAAGCUCAGUUCUCCCUCGUAAUAUGCGGUACCGAUAACUCACGCUGGGUUGCCUACGCCUUUGAGGCCAUAAGUUUUGACCCAGAUCGUGGCGAUGACACAGUCUUACCAGAGUGGCGAUCAGAUGAGAUCUCGAUGGGAGAACUCGACGCAAACAACCCUUUACACGACGUUCGGGAGUACUUUCUCAACAUAUUCCUGAUCAGGGCAAAACACGUGUAUGAGGAGACUAGAGAGCUGGUACGAUUUAUUGCGGCAUCGUAUAAACGAAACGGUCAACGCCAUGCGUUUUCCCUAACUCAAGGUAUCAGCGAGUUUUAUGUCGGAUCGCAACGAACAAAUGCUAUGUCUGUUGCGAAACUUAAUGCCCUUUAUAUCGCAAAUUAG
Messenger RNA from Exserohilum turcica Et28A, 1113 nucleotides. RefSeq lists its product as uncharacterized. NCBI's taxonomy places the organism in Eukaryota, Fungi, Ascomycota, Dothideomycetes, Pleosporales, Pleosporaceae. The record is from RefSeq and is a predicted model, not a curated record. The transcript has a single exon. The coding region runs from base 1 to 1113 and encodes 370 amino acids.